UUUUGCUUGCCUCAUCUUCCUGUCUUGAUUGGUUUCACCUGUCUCGUUAUCUGAUUAGCUUUUCACUCAGAACUUCCUUAAGCCAGUUUCUGUUUGCAUCCAGAUGAAUUUAUCUCUAAUUCAUGGCCUUUUCUUUCUCUAAAUAAGCUGCUUGUGUCUCUUGCUUUCCUGUAAAAUCUCACCCGUCUCAUUGUGUGUUUCCAGUUACAAUGUCUUUGUUCAGGAGGUUUUUUAAGAACAUAGUUCGUGACACGGACCCACAAGAUGACACAGUCUCUGUGAAGAAUAAGCCGAAACCCAAGUAUUAUGGAACCGUCACUCCGUAUCCUGACUUCAAUGCCAGCGCUGAUGCUUCAGUACUUGAGAGCGCCAUUAAAAGUAAAGGGGUGGAGGAAGAUGUGAUCGUAGCUGUUCUGGUGAAGAGAAGCAACGAGCAGAGGCAAAAGAUCAAAGCAGUUUAUGAAGCGUCCACAGGGAGGAGGCUGGAUGAAGAUCUGAAGUCAGCUCUCAGGUCAGACUUGGAGGACGGUCUGGGCACAGAUGAGGCUGUCCUUGUGGAGAUUCUGGCAACGCGAUCAAACAAGGAGAUUGAAGAGAUCAAAAGGGUCUUCAAAGAAGAGUAUAAAGAAGACCUGGAGCAGGAUGUUAAAGAUGACACCAGCGGGGACUUUACCCAGGCCCUCCUGGCCAUGCUGAAGGCAAAUAAGGAUGAGAGCAAAGAUAUAGAUUUGGAUCUAGCCCGUAAAGACGCAGAGAUUCUGUUUGAAGCUGGUGAGACAGGUAAAAAAGUCGAUGUGUCCACCCUGAUUAACAUCCUGACUACACGGAGCGGCCCCCAGCUCACUAAAACAUUCCAUCAAUAUGCCUGUGUCAGUGACAUCACAUUACCUAAAGCCCUGACAAUUCAGCUAAGUGGUGACAUUGAAGACUGCCUUAUUGAUAUUGUCAAAUGUGCAUGGAACACACCGGCUUUCUUUGCCGAGAAGCUCCAUCUGGCAAUGAAGGGCCAUGGCACGUGUGAAAAGACACUGAUCAGGGUCCUGGUAAGCCGCUCUGAGGUUGACCUCAAGAAGAUUGUGGAGGAAUACAGGGCUAUGUAUGACAAUAGCCUACACGAAGACAUACUGCAUGACACCAAGGGACAUUAUCAGAAAGUCUUGCUUGGAUUGUGUGGCCCUUACUAAAUCGUACUGUUCUGAAUCUUAUUUCCAAUCUCAUUUGCAACAAGAAAAUAAGUAAUUUUGCCUUGAGUCCAUGUUCCAAUAAAGCAAUUAUCCCAAAGAACAUAAA
Menidia menidia (Atlantic silverside) is the source of this 1290-nucleotide messenger RNA. Lineage: Eukaryota; Metazoa; Chordata; Actinopteri; Atheriniformes; Atherinopsidae. The record is from the annotation of a GenBank genome assembly.